AGAAAAUUCCUCUCCUCUCUCUUCUCCUUCUCCAUCUCCAUCUUUGCAGUGUCUGCUUCGUCGCCCGACACUUGUUUGUUUCUCUUCUACUCUCCUCUCAUUUCCCGUCUUUAGCAGUUCGCGUCUCACGCAACCUUCAAGAUGGCCAAGGGUGAAGUUAACCAGGCCGAUAAGACGGUCUUCGGCAUGCCUGGCUUCGUUGUCGACUUUUUGAUGGGUGGUGUUUCCGCCGCUGUCUCCAAGACUGCUGCCGCCCCCAUUGAGCGUGUCAAGCUUCUCAUCCAGAACCAGGAUGAGAUGAUCCGCGCUGGCCGUCUCGAGACUAAGUAUGCCGGUAUUAUGGACUGCUUCCGCCGUACCGCUGCUGCUGAGGGUGUCGUCUCUCUCUGGCGUGGUAACACCGCCAACGUUAUCCGUUACUUCCCUACCCAGGCCUUGAACUUCGCCUUCCGUGACACCUACAAGUCGAUGUUCGCCUUCAAGAAGGACCGUGAUGGAUACUGGUGGUGGAUGGCCGGUAACUUGGCCUCCGGUGGUGCUGCUGGUGCCACCUCUCUUCUCUUCGUCUACUCCCUGGACUACGCCCGUACCCGUCUUGCCAACGAUGCCAAGUCUGCCAAGGGUAGUGGUGAACGUCAGUUCAACGGUCUGGUUGACGUCUAUAAGAAGACCCUCGCCUCUGACGGUAUUGCCGGUCUCUACCGUGGUUUCUCUGUCUCCGUCGCUGGUAUCAUCGUCUACCGUGGUCUGUACUUCGGUAUGUACGACUCGCUCAAGCCUGUCGUCCUUGUCGGUCCUCUUGAGGGUAACUUCUUGGCCUCUUUCUUGCUUGGCUGGACUGUUACCACUGGUGCUGGUAUUGCUUCUUACCCUCUUGACACCAUCCGUCGUCGUAUGAUGAUGACCUCUGGUGAGGCCGUCAAGUACAAGUCCUCUUUCGACGCUGCCCGACAGAUCGCCGCCAAGGAGGGUGUCAAGUCCUUCUUCAAGGGUGCCGGUGCUAACAUCCUCCGUGGUGUUGCUGGUGCUGGUGUGCUGUCCAUCUAUGACCAGGUUCAGCUUAUCCUCUUCGGUAAGCAGUUCAAGGGUGGCUCUGGCUAAACAAUUCACCUGAGAGAUUGUGAACUUGUAUGAUGGAGAACGGGGGAAGAGGGGUUGAAAACGUGUUGCAGGUUAAUUUUAUUGGACAUUGACCGAGACACUAAUGGGGUGGUCUAUAGAUAAUAUGCAUCUGGAGAACGGAAGCAUAGAGUACUGGGAUUUUCUCUUUGUACCUGUUGUACUUUACUACUGCCUGCAAGCUUUAUUCUAUACUUUCGUCUUAUUUAUUCGAACU
This is a messenger RNA of Talaromyces proteolyticus, 1336 nucleotides long. RefSeq names its product mitochondrial carrier domain-containing protein. Gene Ontology annotation, molecular function: ATP:ADP antiporter activity. NCBI's taxonomy places the organism in Eukaryota, Fungi, Ascomycota, Eurotiomycetes, Eurotiales, Trichocomaceae. The record is from RefSeq and is a predicted model, not a curated record. The transcript is spliced from 5 exons. Gene Ontology annotation, cellular component: mitochondrial inner membrane. Gene Ontology annotation, biological process: mitochondrial ADP transmembrane transport; mitochondrial ATP transmembrane transport. The coding region runs from base 142 to 1101 and encodes 319 amino acids.